AUGUCGACACUGAUCAAACCUCCACCAGCUGAUCCCAGCAAAUCCCCAAUAGAAAGCGUGCUUGAGCUCAAGCAACUGACCGACAUCGAUCCUGGUAUCUUCACCAAUACACGACCACUCUGGCAUCCUCCAGGCGCUCGAGGAAUCUAUGGAGGCGCCGUGAUUGCACAGUGUCUAGCAGCAGCACAACGAACUGUGCGCGAUGACUUCACCGUCCACAGUAUGCACUGCUACUUUGUCCUAGCCGGCAAUGCAGAAAUCCCAAUCAUGUAUCACGUCGAAAAAGUACGAGACGGCCGAAGCUUUGCAACACGCACCGUGCAAGCGCGACAGCGAGGACGACCCAUCUUCACAACAACCAUGUCGUUUGUUCGAGAGAACAGCGGAGGUCCCAAGCGGGUCGAACAUGCAGUCGACAUGCCGACAGUGCCUGGGCCUUCGGAAGACUUGGAUAUUCCGCAACAAGACAACAGCCCCUUCCAAAGCCAACGCAUCCAUAUCCUCAAUCACGAAUCGGGUCGGCCGCAAGACAAGAAGACAAGACAGUGGAUCAAGGCUAGGGGCAAGAUCAGUCCUAGUGGAGGACACCAAGCACACCUCUCGGCUCUCGCAUACAUGAGUGACAGCUACUUCAUAGGCACAGUGUCACGGGUGCACCGUCUGUGGAGAUUCUCGACAUCGGACAAGGACGGCAAGUCAACGAUUGACAACUCUGUGCUUGAGAAGCUUCGUGACAUGGACGACGACACGUUGCGGAGGAUGCAAGGGAUGGACGAAGAUGUCAUUGUUGCACUCAGAAAUAUGAAGGACAUCAACAGUGUGGAACAGAGACGACCAGAAGUGGGCAUGAUGGUCAGCUUGGACCAUACCAUCUACUUCCACUCGCCACGCAACUUCCGUGCAGACGAGUGGAUGUUUACGGAGAUGGAAAGUCCAUGGGCGGGAGAUGGCAGAGGGUUGGUGCUGCAAAGAAUGUUCACAAAGGAGGGCGAAUUGGUUGCAACAUGUGUGCAAGAGGGCGUGGUCCGACUCAAGGAGAGCAAGACGGCAAAGGACGUGUCGAGCAAACUAUAG
Messenger RNA from Aureobasidium namibiae CBS 147.97, 1074 nucleotides. Its product is annotated as Thioesterase/thiol ester dehydrase-isomerase. The transcript is spliced from 5 exons. The record is from RefSeq and is a predicted model, not a curated record. Lineage: Eukaryota; Fungi; Ascomycota; Dothideomycetes; Dothideales; Saccotheciaceae. Gene Ontology annotation, cellular component: peroxisomal matrix. Bases 1 to 1074 code for a protein of 357 amino acids. Gene Ontology annotation, molecular function: fatty acyl-CoA hydrolase activity. Gene Ontology annotation, biological process: fatty acid catabolic process; acyl-CoA metabolic process.